Molecule: messenger RNA, 2562 nt
Organism: Giardia duodenalis
Lineage: Eukaryota; Fornicata; Diplomonadida; Hexamitidae
Product: Spc97 / Spc98 family protein
Exons: 1
Coding region: 1-2562 (853 amino acids)
Biological process (GO): meiotic cell cycle; spindle assembly; microtubule nucleation
Cellular component (GO): gamma-tubulin complex; equatorial microtubule organizing center; centrosome
Molecular function (GO): microtubule minus-end binding; gamma-tubulin binding
Source: RefSeq, a predicted model, not a curated record
AUGUCGGCCCUUGGCUCCACUACAACUGGUCCCUACGAAACUAUGCACAUUCUGGAGAAGCACGUGCCCGAUAUCUUCAUUGCAACAUGCGGCAUUCCAUCGCCUGUGGUGAACCAUGGGCUUAAGCAAUUUAGUAUAAACACAGACCUCCUUCCACUGUUCAAAGCAGAUCAGUCUUAUUUACAGCUUCUCCUUGAGGUAGGGCACGCCGUUUUCAUGAUAGACGCGUAUUCCCUCUUAUAUGCCGCGGUAGUGGAUGGCACGCUGUCCCACACCACUGAUAUCUGUGUCGAUGUGGAGCUGCGGUCCUUCUUCUCCUCUGUUCCAGCAGCGUAUAAGGAGGGAAUCCCAAGCAGAAUUCUUGGCGCAUUUGCCCAGGGGCUUUCUGACCUCACUACCUCCUCUCGGCUUCAUGUGGCGUCGCUGUUUGAAGACUGGAUCCAGAACCCAGCCGAUAGAACACUCUAUCUGCAAACUUGCAUAAAGGUUCGGCACGAGGUCAGGUACGUCGUCUCAAUCCUCUCAGCUAUCAAUCAACUCCACAAGCAAUCCAUUGACAAUCUUGCUUCACAAAAAAAUGACCGUGAUAAGUACAAAACGCCCGUGCUCAUCCGUGGAAUGCAUCUCUAUAACUAUCUUUUGAACCUCCUCGGCAAACAUGGCAAGGACUACGAUGAUUCCAUUCUUCGCAUCACUCGACCUGUGGCCCAGGAAGUUGCAUCUAUGGUAUACUCGUUUUUAUCAGAUGGAUAUCUGAAUGACCCCUAUUCAGAAUUUUUUGCUGUCCCGGUGGACCUUGGAGACGAUGCAUGCAAUCAGAAUGUGUUAGAUAGUAAGCUCAAGGAGUUUCUGUUCCGCUUUGAUGCAGAGUGCUACACAGCCGCUCUCGAUCGACUGUCUCCUCCCACGUAUGUUGCGGUUGUAGCUCCAGGAUGCUCCUUGAUAAAGAAUCACUUUCCUAUCUAUUUUAAAUCAGAUCAUGCCAAGCAGAUUGUUAUGAUAGCUAGGUGCGGUAGAAUAUCUGGGGUCAACCGCGAAUCCAGGCAUUUACUGGAUGAGCUACGCAACAUAAUAGCACUCAAGGACUUUCAAGUGUUCGAUCGCAUAAGCUUUGACCGAUGUCUUAGCAGAUUGCUAUGCUUAUCGAGCCAGUCUCUCUGGAUACACCUCUUACAAAACGGAGUUCUCAAUCACAUCAAGAUGCUCUUCGAGAUAGCUUUCCUGAGGCAGGCUGAUGUUGCACAAUGCAUAUGCGAUGGUGCGGAGCGUGCUUUGAAGACACCGACAACGACCCGGCUAAUGACUCGUGCAUUUAACAUAGCUUUGGAGAAAGCUUUCAGCCUCUGUUAUAGGUACACACCCGCUGUUUCCUUAGACUUUGAGAACUUCUGUGAGAAAAAGAUUGGUACCAGAGAAGCUCCUAUCUUUGCUCCAAGCCAAGAUGGUGUGGAAACGUCGGAGUCAGUAGAUUACCAGAUGCUACAAUUCAUUGUAGACGACUUCGCAGCCAACGAUAUGGCGGUCUAUGACGAGCAGAAGGAGCUCCUGGGCCUCUUUGAAUUAAUCUACACAGAGUAUAGACCCCAACACGAAUUCAUUGCCGACCGCUUCCUGUACAAGCAUGGCAAGGAUGAUGGAGAUCACAAGGAAGAGCGGCUCUUGACUCCUCAGCAGAUAGAGCUGCUCCCAAUGGACCAACAGUUCAGGUACAGACGUAAGCGUUCGAUGAGGCAGCCCUUUUACGACCCAGAGCUCUCAGUGUACCCUCAUCUCCAGCAUAGCAAGCUUGAGGGAUACUCAAAGCACUUUCUUGCCAUCAACAACCCCAUCCUCCGCCUCCUCGUGUUGAAGUACUCCUGCGACAACACCAUCGGGCUUCUUUUAUCUCCCCAUUAUAUUCAGCUGUUAUCCAAAAUGUUCAAGGUACUACUCUCACUCAAGUACACCCAGAGUGUUAUAAAGUCUACGUACCUCUUGUGCUUGCGAAAGACAUCUUCAUCGGCUGUUCUUACUAAAGCGUACGGAAGAAAUAGCAUAGGACUCAGGCUCGCACCAAAGUAUACUGAGCCAUCCGCCUUUGGGCUCCAAGUCUUGACCAUAAAGCUCAUACCAUACACUAUCACACAACUCCUUCUCUUUUUUGAUCGUCUGUUCUUCUUUCUAGAAGUCCGCCACCUUGGGCCUAAAAUAUCUGAAUUCAUGACCAACAUAACACAAAUCUCACAGGCAUGCUACAAGGAAGACGCCAAUGACGGAAAACUUCUAGGUUUUGUGCACGCAAAUGAUCUAAUGAACACCUUCCUAUGCACCCUAGUUGUUAAGUUCUUCAUGAAGGACGAUAAGAUAAGUGCAAUGCUUCGCUAUCUAUGCGAGCUGUCACAAGAUUUCUGCUCUUUUAUUAGCAGAGCAGCCGACUCUGGUGUUCUCUGCAAGGGGAUAAAGGACCAUCUACGUCCCCCAUCCUCUGAGCAACAGCACUUCUAUGCGCAACUUCUGUCUUAUCAAAAAGAGAUUGGAGAAAGUAUUUUGGAAUUUGAGGACGCUAUUAAAAACAAUCAAUAA